GUCAAAAAUGUCCCAAAUUAAAGACAAAGGCCCAGCAAUAAGAGUCGGCAAGUUAGAUAAGUCUGAUAAAAGACCUCAUUCCAGCUACCAGCAUCGUAAAUUCAGUAAAAGUGAUCUGAAUCUGAUUGGCAAAUAAAGGAAGAGAAGAACUCAAGAAGAUCCUACACGAUGUUCAUGGGGAUAAACCUGUAUUUGAAUUCCCAGUGUUAUCUUUUGACAGAGAAAAUGAGAGGCUUAACGUCUCAAUAGAUCAACUGAACUCUCAAUACAAAACUGUCGGCAAGAAGCUAUGGAAAUAUAUCAGCAAGGACAUACUAGACAAAUACAAGCCUGUUGAGAAAGUUUAUGCAAUUAACCUCUGCUACAGUAGGAGGAAGUACCUGGCAAAUGAAAAGAAGAUCCUUUCUAAGUUUACAUAUGGAAAAUAUGUACAGGAAAAUCAAGGAGCAAAUCAUAUACAUCAUAAGAAAAAGAGUAAAGGUAGAAGAAAGCUUAACCCUAAGGGCAUCAGAGAUCUCGGAUCAGGAAAUAGAAGAAAUUCUAGAAGAGGCAGCAUUAACCUUAAGUUUAUGGAAGGAAGUAAUUAUAGACGCGAUUCUAGUUCUGGGAGUGCAAGAGCUUACAGAUUGAGUAAAGAUUUUGGGAAUUCAAAAGCUGGUGAAAAAGACUUUUCUUCAGACAAUAACUCAGAUUUUUCAAAAGAUCACUCGAGGACAGCUGAGGAAGUCUUUCCAAAAUCUCAUCAAAACCCUAAUGAUGAAGAGCAAAGUGUUGUUCAAGAGUUGGAUGAUGAAGACAAUAUUUCUGACCAAUUAAGUCAAAAAUAAGCUCUCUAGAAGAAAAUCAUUGAGAAAAAUUGGAUUCAAACUAAAAAGAAGAAAUAGUUUCAAAAAGCAGGCCUCUCCAAUAUCUAGAGACACCCUUCUCAGAAGUAAGGAAGAUACUGGAUCUCUAAUAAAAUUACAAAGAACAACCCUUGAUGAGAAGAUGAAACUUAAAUAAAAACUCCCCUUCUAAGGCCUCUAUAUCAAAAGUUGGGAAUAGGAAAACUAAAUUGUUUUCCAACCUACAUGAUAUAAGAUAUCUUAGCUCUUUAGGCCAUAAACAGAAAAUUCCUGAGCUUCCAAAAUCAGUCUUUCCAAAAUCAAGGCUAAACUCAUUAAAGAAGCGAGAGAGGCCUUUAACUGCAGCUCAUUCAGGUCACAGAAGAUGCCACAGCAGGGCUACGAAUAAAUCAAAAAGUCCUCUGAAGAUUCAAAAAUCUAUCAAGAGUGAUUACUGGGAUGGAUACCCCACACAUCACAAGAAGUCGAGACAAAGCAAUAGUGCUUUUGAUAAGAGAUCAUCAUCCAUGAAGAAAAGACUUCAUGAAAUCGAGAAAACCAUGCUGGGAUAAAACAAUAGUGUUAAUAAAUUU
Moneuplotes crassus is the source of this 1417-nucleotide messenger RNA. Lineage: Eukaryota; Ciliophora; Spirotrichea; Euplotida; Euplotidae. The record is from the annotation of a GenBank genome assembly.